ACUCCUUGUGGCGCUGGACAAAUGUACUGCGGAGGAUCAGGCAACCAGUGCGUGGACCGAUUGCAAACUCUGUGUAACGGCGUCGUUCAAUGCCCGCUUUAUGAUGCAGAUGAGAGCAUCUGUGGGGAAUGUCCUCCUACUUAUUGUAUCAACGGAGGUGUCUGCUAUGUCGAUGAAGUCACGUCCGCUCCAGAGUGCAGAUGUUCACCCCCGUACUAUGGCAACCGCUGCGAGCUGCACGCCGAGGGCGGACUGAGCGGCGGUGCGAUAGCUGGCAUCGUUAUCGGCGUGCUUCUCUUUAUUGCCCUCCUGAUCGCUGUCGCUAUUUCGCAAAGGCAUCGAUUUGCUCGGCCGAACAACAGCAGUAACUUGCUGUCAGCCGCGGACCUGGAUGCGACAGACGACACCGCCUACAUGGGACCUGACUUACCGCUACACCACCUGAGCGACCUCGCAGACACCAACUCUGCCAAUCUUAAGAACAAGACUCCUUCUGAAGGUAGUAGAAGUCAUCACUCUCAAAGCCCGAUCAAUUUCGUGAUCGGUAGCUCUGCAGCAAAUAAACUAUUCAAGAAGACACACCCACCUGCCAAAUUCUAUGAGAAUGAAAAUUUUGUCUUCGGUGAAGAACUUCAAACGAAUAUUGCUGAUGAUACGGUUACCGGGGAUGUUGGAGCUGUUAUCAAUGAUGAAGAAGCUGUUGCUGCAAAUUCAGCAGUAGACAUUAGUAAACUGAAAACGAAUUCCUGAACGAAUGUUCGCUCGAUGUAAAAUAUUCCUAUUACUUACAUUUUGAUAUGUCUAGUUGUAAAUACAACAUUGAAAUAAGUAGUGCCAAUUGUAAAUGCUAGACGAUUAUCCGUAAAUGUACUAUGCCAAUAGUAUUACGACAAAUUUUCAUUAAGUCGGAUACCGAACAAAAAUUUUCUGUCGAUACCAAGGAAUAUUUUAGCGUUGAACUAAGUUUUCUGCACACCCUAUUUUUUUGAAGAGACAGCCUGAAUAAGAACUUCAAGUUUUUGAUCGGACACUUAUUUUGGCCUGAUACUUUUUGGCGAUUGCGAAUUAGCAUUUAUCGAAAACUUAGUUAUUUUCGAUAUCGACUUUUCAUAAAUGUUUAGCGAACGAUAAUGCAGAUGCUCAGUCAAAGAUGAUUUUGCAAAGA
Messenger RNA from Hyalella azteca, 1165 nucleotides. RefSeq lists its product as uncharacterized. The transcript is spliced from 3 exons. NCBI's taxonomy places the organism in Eukaryota, Metazoa, Arthropoda, Malacostraca, Amphipoda, Hyalellidae. Bases 22 to 750 code for a protein of 242 amino acids. The record is from RefSeq and is a predicted model, not a curated record.